This is a messenger RNA of Closterium sp. Yama58-4, 2259 nucleotides long. The record is from the annotation of a GenBank genome assembly. Lineage: Eukaryota; Viridiplantae; Streptophyta; Zygnematophyceae; Desmidiales; Closteriaceae.
AUGCGCGUCGCGCACGCCCUAGCGCUGCUUGUCUUCGCUGCCGCGGCAUGUCAUGCUGCCGGCGCGGCUCGCAGGAGCGCCGUGUACGCCGAUAGCAGCAGCAGCAGCGUGCACUUCGUGUCGCCUGAUGAGGCCAGAGAGCUUCGCGAGGAGGUCCGGGCCAUGUUCUAUCAUGGCUAUAACGGGUACAUGCGUCAUGCGUUCCCUCUGGAUGAGCUUCGCCCUCGGUCGUGCAAAGGAGAGGAUUCACUGGGUGGCUAUACUCUCACGCUGAUUGACUCUCUGGAUAGCCUGGCGUUGCUUGGGAACAAGACCGAAUUCGCCACAGCUGUCAGAUGGCUCUCUGCACACCUCAACUUCGACAAGAACAAGACCGUGUCUCUCUUUGAGACCAACAUUCGAGUCAUGGGAGGGCUGCUGUCAGCACACCUCAUUGCAUCUGACCCUGCUCUGGGCAUGCAGGUGCCUGGAUACGACAACGAGCUGUUGAGGCUAGCAGAGGAUUUGGGGAGGCGAAUGCUGCCAGCUUUCGACACACCCACAGGCAUCCCUUUCGGCUCAGUCAAUCUGCGCCAUGGAGUCCUGCGAGGGGAGAGCAAGGUGACAGCAACAGCAGGUGGCGGCACACUCGCACUCGAGUUCGGCGUGCUCAGCCGUCUCACGGGCGAUCCAGUGUUUGAGGAUGUGGCACGCAAUGCUGUGAGGGCUCUUUGGGCGCGCAGGUCGUCCCUUGGGCUGCUAGGGGCGCAUAUAGACAUCUUCACUGGGGAAUGGACGCACAAGGAUGCAGGGGUCGGAACCAGCAUUGAUUCGUUCUACGAGUACCUAAUAAAGGCGCACAUUCUAUUCGGUGACUACGAGUAUCUGCACAUCUUUCAAGCAGCCUACGAUGCUGUCAUGACACACAUAUUCCAUGACCCAUGGUACGUGGAGGUCAACAUGGACGUGGCAGUCGUCGUCUGGCCGCUCUUCAACUCGCUCCAAGCCUUUUGGCCCGGGCUGCAGGUCAUGAUAGGAGACAUUGACCGCGCAGCUCGUUCCCACCGCGCUUUCUUCUCUGUGUGGCGGCGCUUCGGAUUCACACCGGAGGGAUUCAACCUGGCGCAAUCAGCCGUGCAGCCGGGGCAGACGUCGUACCCGUUAAGGCCAGAGCUGGCAGAGAGCACGUACUGGCUGUAUAAGGCCACGCGCGACCCCUUCUAUCUGGCCGUUGGGAGGGACAUGGUUGCCAGCCUGGCGCUGACGCGCUGCCGAUGUGGCUACUGCCACGUCAGCGACGUCGAGACGCAUGCCCUGGACGACCACAUGGAGAGCUUCUUCCUCUCGGAAACAGUGAAGUACCUCUAUCUUCUAUUUGACUUGGCCUUGGGAGGAGACAACAUCAUGGACAACGGGCCCUACCAGUAUGUGUUGACAACAGAGGGUCAUCUCCUUCCUUUAACUCCUGAAAUUUCCUUCCCCUCAGAGCACUGCUCCUACCUCAACAGCUUCUGUGCGCCUCCCCAGGCCAGCAGCUGCCGGGUUCAAGACGGGGGUUCUGGAGAGGGUGGGGUGGGGGAAGGGGGAAGUGCAGCAGAGGAAGGGAGCGAGUGGGUGGGAGAGGGGGAGGGGGAUGGGGAGGGAGAAGGGGAGGGGAAGGCAGGGGAGUGGGAAGAGAGGGGUGGGGAGGAACGGAGUAAGGGAGGGGCUGCAAGAGAGGAGGGAGGCAGCUCUGUUGGUGCUGCUACUGCUGCUGCAGAUGCCACAGGCCGUGGUGAUAAGGCUGAAGGAAUGGAGAUGGGAAUGAGUGAGGAUGGACAUAAGAAGCAAGAGGAGAUUGAUCCAAAUGUGGAGGUAGUUGCGAAAGGAAAGACAUGGGUACUGACUCGUAAUAAAGGGAUGGAAAAGACUGAUUCUUUGAGCACUCGCUCAGGUUCACCCUCUGUUGCUGAUCCUCACUCAAGCAGGAGUGAGAGCAGCAGCAGUGCUGCUGGUACUGGCACCGAGAGUUGCAGUGCUAGUGGCAGCGGUGGUGCUAUAGAAGACGAUGGUGAGGAGGCGGAGGAGGAGGAGGUGGAGGAGGAUGAGGAGGAAGAGGAAGAGGAGGAGAUCUACAGGGAUUUUGUCAAGGUAUUUCUAUAUGGAGAAGAUUGGGGAUUCCAGGGCUCUAAGGGCGUGUUCCUGCGGCCCCUUAUCAGGCUAAAUAGAGCCCAUGAAUUCCCAAACCCUCAAAUUUCAGCGUUAACACUGGUUCAGCAUGUUAUUCUGUUGAAACUUUAG